AUGAAAACGGCAGCCGACUUAUUAUCAUUCAGUUAUCAACAGUCCUCGAAUGACUCUCAACAAACAGUCACUAUCCCAGAAACCGACUCAACUCUAAGUGUCACCGCAGUUGAUCCAAUUUUUUCAGAAGAACUUCCAUAUUUCCCAAUCAAUGAAAACAAAGAUCCAAUUCGAAACUUAACUUCUGAAGAAUUAUUAUCGGAUGGGAUCCUGAGUACCAAGUAUCCAUUUGAUGGGUUUUUGAAUUUCCAUAGUUUAAAGAUUUGUAGUUCAAAUGCAAAACAAAUGUCUAAAUUUUUACAAUUAACUAUGGGAUUUGAAGAGAUUGCAUUUCGUGGCUUGGAGAAUGAUUCAAGAUUGGUUGGAGCUCAUGUUGUUAAGAAUGGUGAGAUAUUUUUAGAGAUUGUUAAUACUUUGGAAACAGUUGAGGAUGAUAAUGUAUUGAAAUUCCCAUAUUUUGAAAACGAUUUGAAGAAAUUUAAGGGGAUUGAUAAAUAUGAUUAUCUUAAGGAUUUUAAAAUUACAACAGAUGAUUUAAUAUUUGAUUUUGUUAAUAGUAGGAUUGAAAGUUUGUGUUAUACUAAUUCAACUUCUUCUUUAAAUUUUGGGAAGAAGAUUUAUCAUAAGAUUUUAACUUCAAGAUCAAUUAAGAAUUCAGUUAAUGAAUUUAAUGACUUUAUUUUGAAUACAAUUAAUAAUUCUGAGAUUAUUUAUAAUGAUAUUAUGGAAUGUACAUUGAUUCAGAAAUUCUUAAAGAAACAUAGUGAAGGAGUUAUGGAUAUAUCAUUUAAUGUUCAAGAUGUCGAUUAUAUCUUUAAUAGAGCAGUUAGUUGUGGUGCUGGUAUAAUUAGAUUACCCAAAGUUUUACAAGAUGAACAUGGUGCCGUCAAACUAGCAACUGUUACUAUCCCAAAUACAGACAUUCAACACACCCUAAUUCAAAAUCUCAACUAUACUGGACCAUUCUUACCAGGAUAUUCCGUGCCCAUUUCCCCUCUACAUUCAGGUUUCCAAACUCAUUUAAGCUUACUCCCACCAGUUAGAUUCCUCAGCUUAGACCAUUGCGUGGAGAAUUAUUCAUGGAAUCAAAUGAUGCCUCAAGCUAAAUUCUAUGCGGAUAUUUUUGGAUUUCACAAGUUUUGGUCAGUCGAUGAACAAGAUAUAUCCACAGGAAAUACAGCACUUAGGUCAAUUGUGAUGUCUUCCAGUAAUGGAGAAAUCAAGAUGCCAAUUAAUGAACCGGUGAAAACAAAAAUGAAAGGGCAAAUUGAAGAAUUUAAUGCUUUUAACGGUGGUCCUGGGAUUCAACAUAUCGCAUUAAAAACUAAUAAUAUUGUUGGGACCGUGAGUUCAUUAAUUCGAAGAGGGAUUGAAUUCAAUCCUACAUCUGAUAAUUAUUAUAUUAGUUUAGAACUGAGAUUAAAGAAUGAUGAUGUGUUGUUAUAUGAAGAUUUUCAAGAUUUAAGGAAAUUGAAUAUAUUAGUUGAUUUUGAUCCAUUAACUAGAAAUAAGAAAACAAAGAGAUGUAAUUAUAUUUUACAAAUUUUUACAAAACCAUUACAUGAUCGUCCUACUUUAUUUAUUGAAAUCAUUCAAAGACAUCAUCAUAAUGGAUUUGGUAAGGGAACUUUUAAGGGUCUUUUUGAAAGCAUUGAAGAGCAGCAAAAAGCGAGGGGUACAUUUGUUGAAUCUUCACCUACCGAAGAAAGCUAA
Messenger RNA from Hemisphaericaspora subhashii, 1713 nucleotides. RefSeq lists its product as uncharacterized. Gene Ontology annotation, biological process: L-tyrosine catabolic process. Bases 1 to 1713 code for a protein of 570 amino acids. The record is from RefSeq and is a predicted model, not a curated record. Gene Ontology annotation, molecular function: 4-hydroxyphenylpyruvate dioxygenase activity. Lineage: Eukaryota; Fungi; Ascomycota; Pichiomycetes; Serinales; Debaryomycetaceae. The transcript has a single exon.